Messenger RNA from Nilaparvata lugens (brown planthopper), 6679 nucleotides. RefSeq lists its product as uncharacterized. The coding region runs from base 387 to 3623 and encodes 1078 amino acids. Gene Ontology annotation, biological process: regulation of transcription by RNA polymerase II. Gene Ontology annotation, molecular function: transcription cis-regulatory region binding. Gene Ontology annotation, cellular component: nucleus. The transcript is spliced from 9 exons. The record is from RefSeq and is a predicted model, not a curated record. Lineage: Eukaryota; Metazoa; Arthropoda; Insecta; Hemiptera; Delphacidae.
AAAUACAAAGUGGAUAUGCCAGUGGCGUGUUGUUUGUGUAUACUCCGAGAUUUCUCUUAAUUUAUUCAAUUUUUUAUGUGAGAUUCGCUGUAAAAAUUUGUCAAGUGAUGUUUAAUUAUUUAAUGAACGAUUCUGUGCAAAGGUUUUUAAUUUCAGAAGCACAUGUCUGUAAUUAUUUCCAUUUUCGUAUUGACACUUGCUAUCGCUGAAUCUGUUCCUAUCUUUGUGUGUAGGCCUAUUGUGCGUGAGCUAUUAUAACCCUGCAAGUAAAAGUGCGUCGAGCUAUCAUGCCGUUUCAAAAACAUCAUCCUCCGGUAAAAAUGAUUGGAUUAUCUUCAUAUUUUUUAAAUAGUUCUCCAAUUCUAUAAUUACUAAUCAGGCUCAUAAUGGCCACAGAUUAUAAAUUAAUAGGAGUACCUUGCGGCCAACAUGGGCCUUAUACAUUUUACAAAGCAUUCAAAUAUAGAAAAAAUGGAAAAGCCAAUAUUUUGGCACUUAGUGAAUUCUUUUUUGUAAAAAUGUGGAGUGAUAAUGACUUGAUUAGCAUUGGGGAGCUUCAAUUACUGUGGGAGGACAAAAACACCGAACAAACUCUAGCAAGUCUUCGAUUAUACAUUCUUCCAGAAAACACCCCGGAUGGCAGGCAGGAUUUCCAUGGAGAGGAUGAAGUGCUGGCAAUCACUGAGAAGGUGGUGCUGCGAGUGGAGGACCUGCUCACUUGUCUGGCGGACGCGGCUUCCGACUGGAGCUGGGGGCAUGCUGCGGCCGACUGCGGCAUCUCAACCGCAAGCGGCAGCGGUACCUCAACCGCUAGCACCAGCGCAGCCGCAACCGCUAGCACCAGUGGAGCCGCAACCGCAAGCACCAGUGCAGCCGCAACCGCUACCGCAAGCACCAGUGCAACCGCAACCGCUAGCACUAGUGCAGCCGCAACUGCUAGCACCAGUAGAACCGCAACCGCUAGCACCAGUGCAGCUGCAACCGCUAGCACCAGUAGAACCGCAACCGCUAGCACCAGUGCAGCUGCAACCGCUAGCACCAGUAAAACCGCAACCGCUAGCACCAGUGCAGCUGCAACCGCUAGCACCAGUAGAACCGCAACCGCUAGCACCAGUGCAGCCGCAACCGCUAGCACCAGCGGAAGCGGCAGUGCAACCGCAAGCGGCAGUGGCAAGCUGCGUCUGGACCGCGUGCGACGGCCGCAACUGCUCAACGACUGCACCGCCAUCGAGAUGGACGAUGUCGACAAGGAGAAGCAGCUCUUGGACUCAGUGCACUGGGAGACAAGCAUCGGCGUAGUGGUGCUGAGCUUCCCGCGCUACUGUCGCUACCGCGGCCUGCUCAAGCGACUGGAGGGAGUGCACAACAAAUGGCUGCGAACGGCGCUGGUCGUCGCGCUGGGCGGAUUCACGCUGCCCUGUCGCAACACGCGCGUCCUCUUCUGCAAGGACACCUUCGACUACCCCGACCUGGAGGGUCACGAGCUGCUAUGCAACCAUCUCGCACCAAAGCUGAAAGGAAGACCUCGGAAAAAGAGAAAGAUCUACAGCAACACGCCUGAAGGCUCCGAAUGCGAAUCCGAGUCAUCACAAUCAACGGCUUCUGCUUCUUCCACAAAGACUAAAGUGAGCUACCCGUUGGAGAAGAGUCGGAAUGGUCUGAGUCCCAGAAGAAGUACGCGUGGUACUGGCACAAUACAAGAGAAAGAGUUCCUUGAUAAGCUGUUUGCUUUCAUGAAAGGAAAAAAUAAUCCCAUCACCAGGAUACCCAGUAUUGGCUUCAAAGAAAUUGAUCUCUAUUCGUUUUACCAUAAAGUUCAGAACCUGGGCGGAUACGACGCGGUGACGGCAGGCCGCAUGUGGAAGUAUGUCUAUGAGGAGUUGGGAGGCGACCAGAACAGCACUAGUGCUGCCACCAUCUCCCGCAGACAUUACGAAAGGUUACUACUGCCCUACGAAAGGCAACACGGCGGCAACCACGUGACCAGCAAAGUGAAGAGCAAAGCGAGCGGAGAGAGUUCUUCGGCCGCAACGUGCUCUGCCUCGACGAGUGGCGUCUCUUCUGGGGCGGCGACUCCAGUCACCUCGCGUGACAUCAUGACCUCGCUCAACCUCAGCUCAUCCGUUAGCAUCACGCCUUCGGUCACCAUCACACCCAAUCUGCCCCCCAGUAAAACCGAUAAGGAGAAACGAUUAUCGAAUAAAAUAACAUCACUUAGAGGCAUUAGAUUGAAACCCGAAAAGAUGCUAGUGGAUGCUGGUGGUGGAAAAGAGAAUAUUCCAGUUUCCAACAGUUCAAAUCUUUCUUCUAAACCCGACCUCUCUUCAGAGCUGAUUGACCUCUGCUCUGAAGAUUCUCAGUCACCUACCAAAGGAAACGUUUCUGUGCAACCUACACUGAAAAAGCAGAAACUGGAAAUCCUGAAGGAAGGCGGCCUGGAAGUGACACCUGUGACGUCAUCGACUGCAGUCAGCUCUUCGUCGGGUGGGGGUGAAGAGGGACGACCCUCGGUCAUCCGGCAUUCGGUUCCCGACACCUCCAUCACAGACUCUUCGUCCGAAAACAAAGCCAGUAUUAGGGUGCCCGAGAUGAAUCGGGCCUGCUUGAAUAUCCCCGAGAUAAGUAGGUCGAAGAUGAUUGAUUCAAGGUCGAAAACGUCGUCGCCCGACCGAACCAGGUCGAAAAUCUCCAUCAUGGUCACACCUGAUCUCCCAGCCAUGUUCGCCCCUCCCUCCGCGCACACCAGCAACGGUGCGUCGAACAAAGCCAACAGUAUUAUCGAUAAGAACGGGCCGCAGCAACGACUGUACCCCUCGCCCCCCGCGUCACCCUGGGCAAAGCGCACAAUCUACGGAAAUCCUAAAGACAUAAUUCAACCGACCAUCAAACGACCUGUGGCCGAGGAAGUGCUGGAUUUGAGGAUGAAAGGUGUUAGUGAAAGUGGUGGCAGAUCGUCAACGAAAAGUGUGCUGCCCAACUGUCACCAGAUCGGGUCUAACUUGGAGAUAACUCUUGUGCCGAGCAAGAUGAGUGGUCUGCCCCCGGCACCCGUCAGCAGUCCCCUUCCCGCCCCACACGCCCCCACCUCGCACAGGAGGAAGAAGUCGAGUCCUGCUCCUGCGCAUAGUUUCAGCAACGGCCACGUGGAGGCGUCACGAUCGCCCCAGUUGCUAGGCAACACCAAACAACCGUCACACUCGCCCAACCUGUAUCAGUCUUCCCUCGUCAUUCCCAACGUCUCCCUCUCCACCAACAACAACCGAAGGAAGUCGGGGGGCAAAAAGUCAACUACCAACACAGCAUCACAACAAAUCACCAACAACUUCCCGAUGCAGUUUGCCAACUUCAAGACACCUUCAAUGGUGUCUCCCUCGACUGCGACGGCUCUAGACUCGUUCUACCUGUCGGCUCUGUUCAACAACCUUCUUCCAGCCACAUCGACAGCUGCGCAGUCGGUCUUCGGACCUGCACAACAGCUGCAGCUCUACAAGGAGCUCUACUGCCGUCAGCUGACGUCAGCUGCAUCAGCUGAUCCCCUCCCCGAGAACUUCCCUCGCCUCCUGCAGGAUGGCUCCACUUCCAUUACGCUUGUCGCCAACAAUUCGACCCCCACCUCCAAGUGACCCUCCAAUCACCUCUCUACUAAUAGCUUAUUCUUUGUAUGAAAUUCCAGUGUAUGGCAGUUAUUCAGUGGCGUAAUUAUUAUUAUUAAUUAUGUUGAUAAUUUGAAAUGAUAAUCAAUUCGAAUAUCCAAUGACUGUUCCAGCAGUUGUUCAACUGCAAUUUCUAAUAAACCAUAUUAGAAAUUACUUUUUAAACUUAUCAUCACAUCAAGUUUUUAUUGUCCAAUACUUUGCCUUCGAUACUUAAUUUAAUAAAGUAAUAUUAUAAUACACUAUUGUAACAUUCCAUUAGGUCUUGUUCAAAAAUCAAAAACGUUUUAUUGAAGAUCUCAUCAAUGUUCAUAUAAACUACACUUUCAUAAUCACACUAGACUUGUAGACAGAUGUACAACUCAACAAUAGACUUGAUUUGUAGUAUACAACCGGGAUAAACUAACAAUUCCCUUCCCACUUACACAACAAUUUUCAUCAUUUCAUUUGAAUAUCAACAGUAAUAACUAAUUUUACGCCACUGAAACAACUAGGUAGCAAUAUUAAAUAUCUUUUUCAAUAUGUCCUAGCUUUUGCUGUCCAUGGUAUCAAUAAAUCAUAUUUAUUCAAGUGUAACUACAAUGUACUACAGAAUCAUGAUAUUAUGAUAAUGAAAUGAAUCCGUUUUAAACUAUUGUACCCAACUCAAUAAUCUAUAGAAGCUCCUGAAAAUAAUUGUUUAUCACAUUCAGUGUAUCAUCUCUCUUUGAUUUUCAAACGUAUAAAUGAGUUUGAAUUACUGUCCAACUAUCAAUUAUUACCACAGCUUAUAAAUUUCAUAUUUUCUCAUGAUCGGAAUCAGAAGUUAAUUUGAUGAAUGAUUUCAAUUGAUUUAAAUGAUUAAGUUCCAUUGAAGCAGGCUUCAUAAUUGAAAUUGUGACCAUUUUCUAGAUUUUUUCAUAUUAAUCCAUCCACUGUAAAUAAGAUUGUGUACUAACAGAUACCCAUGUGCCAUACCAUUAUCUAUAGAUAUACCUUUGCAAUUGCUCUAGUUGAACAUCCCGCCCAGCCUUUCGAGUUACUCCUCAGUUGUGAUAGAACGAUAUUACUAUAUACAGUAGUUUGAUUAUUUAUGAACUCCAUGAGUUCUUUCGAUUAGAAUAAUAUUUGUACGGUACAAAAUGAUUGUAAAUUCAAUAUAUUAUCAUCAUGUAUAUUUAUUAUAUAUGAUAUGGAUUAAUAAUAAUUGAAGAAUAAGAUAUUAUGUAGUGAAUAUUGUAGAUUAUAAAUUAAUUAUAAUACGAAUUAUAUCUUCAACUAAAUGUGUAAUUAUAAUUAUAUACAACACUCUUGUUGUAUAAUUAGUGUGUAGCAAAUUUUCUAAGUAACAGAUAGAUUUAAUAGGGAUAUUAAGAAUUUUAGUAUAGUGUAAUUAUUGUGAUUUUUCGUAUUUAGUUUAAGUAAAUUUAUAUUUGAUGAUUGAUAAUUCUGAGUGACAAAUAACAGAGACAGUUUAUAAGUUUACUGGAUUAUAAACAUUUGAUUUUUUCAAUAGGUACUAACAUUCCUUACAUGUCUCUUCAAAUAAAAGUUAAAUUUCAUAACUCAAAUCCAAACAGAGAUUUCUCAAUGAAGCCAUGUUAAUAAAUAAAUGAGUAUUGAUGACUUCUAGGCUAAUUUUGAAGAUGGAAAGUGACAGUUUCAAUAUUACAUUAUAUCCACGCCAUUCACUUUCUUCUCAUGAGAUGAUCGAAUUAUAUUUUCAAGAGAAAACUUGAAUUCUCAAAUUAAACUUUUCUGUAUGUACCGGUACUUGGAUGUCUGUCUGUAUCUUGCCUAUUAUUAUUCCUGUUCGAAUUAUAUUUCAAUGCAAGUACUGUAAGCUAUACUAGAUUAAUCUUACACGAUAGACACUAUGGUACACUUUAAAUAACAUUAAAUGAAAAUAUUCUUUAUUGGCCGCAGUUAGGACUUUCUAGUCCUCUCUAAUCUUUCUACUACUUUCUAUAUCAAUGCUUGAUUUAUUUUCAAAUAUUCUUGAAUUAUAUUACCUAACCGUUGAUAGAAUGAAGUCUGUAAGUGAUAUUCAGAAAUAUUUUUGUCACAAAAUUCAGUAAUAAGGCACAAAAUGUAUGUUUUCAAAAGUUUUAAUAAUAUGCAUAUAACUCAAUUUGCCACACUAUUUUUCAUCUUUUGCUUGUCUCUUAUAGAGCUGGUGUACAGGUAUUCGUUUAAGAAUUUAUAACGUACCUUAUUAGUUCAUCACAUUAGUAUAUCAAACAUGAUUGAAUUCCUAUCAUAUUAUUACAUCAAACAUGAUUGAAUUCCUAUGAUCAUAUAUUUAAUAAAUCUCAAAUUAAUACCAGUGGAUGAAUCUGAUAUGAAAUUGGCAUAGAUCACGAAUUCUCAUUAUGCCAAAUAAUUAAUCAUGAAACUAGAACAAUCCUAUAUUCGUUCAACAUUCCAUGGAUGCAAUUAUUAAGAUGAGAUUUUUCUCCAAGUAAUGAGAAAAAAUUGGAAAUUCUUUUGAUCAAUUCAAAUUAUAUAGGCUUCAUGCUAACUAGAGUAAAUCACAAUUUGUGAGACAAGACCUUCUAUUACGCAUCUUGUUCUAGCAACAGUUAAAUUUCAUCAAUUUAAUCUCUCCUCUACACUUUUCUGAUAUAAUUUAUCUUGAUACCAUUAUUCAGGCAUAUCUAUUCAAAGAACGUGUUUCAGUAAUCUGAAAAUUCAAACAGAACUUUAAUUAAUUUAUCUAUGUUAUUUCUUUCCAUGUUUUUCAAUCAUCUUAUUUAUUCGUUAAUUCAUAUUCAGUCAUCUGAAAUUAGCACAAUAUUAUCAUGCCAACUUGAUGUAAAAUACAAGUAAUUCAGACUGUCUUCUAUUGUGUUUAAUUUAUUCUACUUUGAUUGUAGGCUAAAGAUAGUAUAAAUUGAUGUUCUAUAAGUUAGGUAAUAACGUAUUAUGCUGAUGUUUGUUCCCAUCAGUUGCGUACUAUUAAAUGACUGUGAAACUCUUGAAUUUUUGAAUGAUUAGUUCAUUGAUGUAAAUCUUAUACUUUUAUAAUAAAAGACAACCAUAACGUU